Molecule: messenger RNA, 1290 nt
Organism: Prunus armeniaca (apricot)
Lineage: Eukaryota; Viridiplantae; Streptophyta; Magnoliopsida; Rosales; Rosaceae
Source: the annotation of a GenBank genome assembly
AUGGCUCUACAAAACAUUGGUGCUUCAAACCGUGAUGAUGCCUUCUACAGGUAUAAGAUGCCACGGAUGAUUACUAAGAUUGAAGGCAGAGGAAAUGGCAUCAAGACUAAUGUGGUCAACAUGGUUGAUAUUGCAAAGGCCUUGGCUAGACCUGCUUCUUAUACUACUAAGUAUUUUGGCUGUGAGCUUGGAGCUCAAUCGAAAUUUGAUGAGAAGACUGGGACUUCCCAUGUGAAUGGCGCUCAUGACACUGCGAAGCUUGCUGGACUUCUCGAGAACUUCAUUAAGAAAUACGUGCAGUGCUAUGGUUGUGGGAAUCCUGAAACUGAAAUAAUUAUCACUAAGACACAGAUGCUCAAUCUCAAAUGUGCUGCAUGUGGUUUUGUGUCUGAUGUUGAUAUGAGGGACAAGCUUACAACUUUUAUCCUCAAGAACCCUCCAGAGCAGAAGAAGACAGCUAAAGAAAAGAAAGCCUUGAGGAGGGCUGACAAAGAGCAGCUUAAGGAAGGGGAAGCUGCUGAUGAGGAGCAAAAGAAGCUUAAGAAGGAGGCGGCAAAGAAGAAGGCAACAACUGGUUCUAAAGCAUCAAGCAAGAAGAAACCCUCUUGUUCUGAUGAGGAUCGCUCCCCCACUCACAGCCAGGGAGAUGAGAAUGACCAAGCUGCUGAAGAUGACGAUGAUGAUGUCCAGUGGCAGACAGACACUUCCUUGGAGGCUGCUCGGAAGCGAAUCCAGGAGCAGUUGAGUGCGGUUACUGCUGAUAUGGUCAUGCUUUCUACUACUGAAGAGGAGAAUCCUGUGACCAGGACCCAUCAGAAUGGUGCUGAUAAAAAUACACAUGGGAGGCUCGUUAAUGAGAUAAAACAAUGCCUGCAAAAGGGGACUUCUGCUGCCCAGUUUAAAUCCUUUUUGGUUACCCUUUCUGGCACGCCCCAAGAAAUUAUGGAUGCCUUGCUUGAAGCUCUUUUCGAAGGCGUGGGAAAAGGGUUUUCUAAGGAGGUUUCUAAGAAGAAAAACUACCUGGCUGCAGCAACCCAGGAGGAGGGGUCCCAGAUGGUUCUAUUGCAAGCUAUUGAGUGUUUCAUUGGGAAGGCAAACCCUGAUGCUGCAAAGGAAGUGGCUUUGGUCCUGAAAUCACUGUAUGACGCUGAUGUGCUGGAAGAGGAAUUCAUUAUGAAGUGGUACCAGCAGGGCUUAGGCGGCAUGAACAAAAGCUCCUUGAUCUGGAAGAAUGCCAAGCCCUUCAUCGAAUGGCUCCAGAGUGCUGAGUCGGAGACAGAGGAAGAGUGA